UACUAGAAGUAGAUGAAUUUUUUUAGGAAGGAGAGAGAUUCUAAAACAGUGAGGUACUAAAUUUGUGGACCAUGUAUGGAUUGGAUUUAGAAUAUUAGAUCGUGGAAAUAGAUACUCACAAACAACAUAGCUCCCAUCAUUGUUUGAACUUUGUACCACCUAGCUAGUUCCUCAAAAACUCUUUCUUUAGCAUCCAGAUCAUCAUGAAUUUUCUUUCCAAUCGUUCUAGCCAAGGGGCUUCCAAAGGCUCUAAAGCACCGCCUUCUAAGGGUGCUGAAGGUACAGGAUCAUCGUUUCCCAGCAACUCCUCCAAGAAGAAAAAUCCCUCUAAAGGCAAUAAGGCAAGUAGCGACUCUCAACAACCAUCUUCAAAUGAUGAAAAUCCAGAGACGCAUACAAAACCGGCCCUCUCACAGGGCGCUGAUGGUAAAACCACGUUUAAAGCAAAGGAUCUUGUAGGCAACAUUUCGGGGGAAGAGAGUCAAGAUUGGACAUUUUCUGAAAUGUGA
This is a messenger RNA of Populus euphratica (Euphrates poplar), 509 nucleotides long. RefSeq lists its product as uncharacterized. The coding region runs from base 204 to 509 and encodes 101 amino acids. Lineage: Eukaryota; Viridiplantae; Streptophyta; Magnoliopsida; Malpighiales; Salicaceae. The transcript is spliced from 4 exons. The record is from RefSeq and is a predicted model, not a curated record.